This is a messenger RNA of Solanum dulcamara, 932 nucleotides long. RefSeq names its product lactoylglutathione lyase. The record is from RefSeq and is a predicted model, not a curated record. The coding region runs from base 112 to 537 and encodes 141 amino acids. Lineage: Eukaryota; Viridiplantae; Streptophyta; Magnoliopsida; Solanales; Solanaceae. The transcript is spliced from 4 exons.
GACGUAUAGUUGAUUAAGCAAAGCAAAUAAAUAUAUCCAUUGAAAUGGGCAGCUCAAUUCUCACUUGUACAAGAAGAUAGUAGAAAUCUCUAAACACAAACAAGAACAAAAAUGGCAGCACAAGGAACAUGCCUUAAUCACGUCUCCCGAGAAUCCUCUGAUAUCAAACGCCUCGCCCAAUUUUACAUUGAGAUAUUUGGGUUUGAGAAAGUUGAAGCUCCAAGAUUUGAAUUUGAUGUGAUAUGGUUGAAGCUGGCACCAUCUUUCUAUCUUCACCUUAUCGAGAGAGACCCGACUACAAAGCUUCCAGAAGGUCCAUGGAGUGCCACGUCAGCUGUCGCCGACCCGAAGAAUCUGCCCAGAGGCCACCAUGUCUGCUUCUCCGUCUCCAAUUUCGAUUCUUUCGUUCAGAACCUCAAGGAGAAAGGAAUUCAAGUUCACGAGAGGACUCAACCAGAUGGAAAGACCAAACAAGUCUUCUUCUUUGAUCCAGAUGGAAAUGGUUUGGAGGUAAGCAGUGGGGCUCCUGCCACCUGAACUGUGACUAUACUCGUGGUGUCCCGCGUACUUGUUAGCCAUAAAUUUAGAGUAUAAUAAACCCACGGGCCUCAGGAUGCGUUAGCUCGGAUGAUGACCUUGUGUAUAUUUGCCUAUUGGAAUGAAAAUAUUUAUGUUGUUUUACUUAGCUUGUACUCUGAUUGCAGCAAGUGCCAAGUGACUCCAAAUUGAUAGCAUAAGGACUGUAUGUAUGUAGAUCCAUCUCUCAAUUAAGACAAUACUAGUGGAGUUGAGUAGUAAAUAGUAAUAGCCACUGAGAGAUUUAUACUGUACUACUUCAAUAGCCAUGAUUUUCCUGUUAACCUUAUCAACAAGAAACUGAUAAUCUAUUAAGCAGAGAUUAUUAAGAAAUUUGAAGCUGAAAAUUUGAAUUA